AUGCUACGCCGCUGGCCGGUGGCCGCCUGGCUGGCGGGGCUGCUGGCGCUGGUGGUGCCCGCCCCGGGCUGGGAGCUGCGCCUCGCCGGCGGCCCCGGCGGCCCCGGCGCCCCAUUGCUGGACCUCUCGCUGGGGCCGGAGUGGCACUACGCGCUGGACCAGACCCUGACGGCCCGCCAGCUGAGGGACGCCGUCGAGGUGACGGGCGACGGGCUGCUGCGGAGAACCGGGAAGCCCCUGGCCUGCGCCUCGGUGGCGCGCAACCCGCUGCCGCUCCACUUGCGCCUCUUCUCCGCCGGCGGCGGCGGCGGCGGCGCGCUCCUCUCGCUUCGCUUGGCGGCUUACUUGCACGGCCCCGGCUGCCCUCGUGCGGCGCCUGCCCGGACGCCGCCUCGCCUCGCCGCCUUCCCGGUCGGGCACCUGCCCUCCCUGCUUUGCCCCUCGCCCUCCCGCCAGACCGGCGGCGGACGUCUCUUCUCCGCCCUCGCGGCCUUGACGAGCUUCCCACAGUGUCGGUGCUCCGACGGCCCCCCCUUGGCCUGCAGCGAAGGGAGGGAAGGGUGCCCUCAGCCCUCUGGGGGAAACCGCCUGUGGCUUCUUUGUCACCUGAGGAGGACCCAGGGGGCCAUCCUGGUGGAGCUGGGGCCACUGGAGCAGCAGGUGGCUGGAGAAGAAGGGCAGGAGAAGUUGAGGUUGGGGAGGGAAAGGGAGGGUCCAUUUGGGACGGGGAGUGAAGCCAGCUGGGAGUCCUGGCAUCGGGGUGCCAGGAGGUUGAGGAGUGUGAACAACCCACCACAGUUCAAGCUGCCCAACUAUCAAGUAUCGAUUGCUGAGAACCAGCCUUCUGGCACCAGGGUCAUCACACUGGAAGCUCACGAUCCUGAUGAGGGGGAGGCAGGCCGACUGACGUAUUCCAUGGAGGCAUUCUUUGACAAGCGGUCUGAUGAUUACUUCUCCAUUGACUCUAAGACUGGAGUAGUGGUCACCUCGCGUAGCCUGGACCGGGAGACAAAGGAUACCCACGUGCUUCAAAUCACCGCAGUGGACCAUGGCUCCCCACGACACCGGUCAGCCACCACCUUCCUGACUGUGACUGUGAGUGACACCAACGAUCAUGGUCCGGUGUUCGAACAGCCCGAAUACCGAGAGAACAUCCGAGAGAAUCUUGAAGUGGGUUAUGAAGUGCUGACUAUUCGUGCCACAGAUGAGGAUGCCCCAGACAACGCUAACUUGCUCUAUCGUAUCCUGGAGCCUGGUGCUGGAGAGGGAGUCUUUGAGAUUGAUCCACACUCUGGUGUUGUGAGGACUUGUGCCCCUGUGGACCGAGAGGAGAUUUCAGAAUAUCAUCUUGUGGUGGAAGCCAAUGACCAGGGCAAAGACCCGGGUCCUCGCAGUGCCACAGUCACUGUACAUAUCAUGGUGGAAGAUGAAAAUGACAAUUCUCCACAGUUCAGUGAGAAACGCUACUUGGUGCAGAUUCCGGAGGAUACAGCAAUAAACAGUCAGGUUCUGCAGGUGCAAGCCACUGACAGAGAUCGGGGUGGCAAUGCACAGGUGCACUAUAGUAUUGUGAGUGGGAAUCUCAAAGGCCAGUUUUACAUCCAUUCUUUUUCUGGCUCUAUUGACUUGAUAAACCCCCUGGAUUAUGAGACUAUUAGAGAAUAUAACUUGAGGAUAAAAGCCCAGGAUGGGGGAAGGCCUCCACAAAUCAAUUCCAGUGGGAUGGUCUCCAUUCAGGUGUUAGAUGUAAAUGAUAAUGCUCCCAUCUUUGUAAGCACCCCUUUUCAAGCCACAGUACUAGAGAAUGUCCCACUGGGCUACUCAGUGUUACACGUUCAGGCAGUAGAUGCUGACUCUGGGGAUAAUGCCCGCUUGGAAUAUAAACUCAUUGAACUAUCUCAUCCUUCUUUUCCAGUACCCCCAAGUGGGGGCACUGGUUUUCCCUUCCAGAUCAACAACAGUACUGGGUGGAUUACAGUAUCAGCUGAGCUUGACCGGGAGACUGUGGAGAGCUACCAUUUUGGGGUGGAGGCCAGAGACCAUGGAGUGCCUGUCAUGAGUUCCUCAGCCAGUGUGUCUAUUACUGUUCUUGAUGUCAAUGAUAACAGCCCCAUGUUUACAGAAAAAGUUUAUCAGCUCAGGCUUAAUGAAGAUGCAGCAGUAGGCAGCAGUGUCUUGACUCUGACAGCAGUGGACAGGGAUGUCAACAGUGUGGUGACUUACCAAAUCACUAGUGGCAACACAAGGAACCGCUUUGCUAUCACUAGUCAGAGUGCAGGUGGGCUGAUCACCCUGUCUUUGCCCCUGGAUUACAAACAAGAGAGGCAAUAUGUGUUAACGGUCAUGGCCUCAGAUGGAACUCUCUUUGACACUGUACAAGUCUUCAUCAAUGUCACAGAUGCCAACACACACCGGCCAGUUUUCCAAAGUUCCCACUACACAGUGAGCGUUAGUGAAGACAAGCCCAUUGGCACAUCCAUUGUAACCAUCAGUGCCACCGAUGAGGAUACUGGGGAGAAUGCUAGAAUCACUUACGUCCUGGAGGACAACAUCCCUCAGUUCCGCAUUGAUCCUGACAUGGGCACAAUUACCACACUGAUGGAAUUAGACUAUGAGGACCAAGCUGCUUAUACUUUGGCCAUCACAGCCCAUGAUAAUGGAAUCCCUCAGAAAUCUGAUACCACCUAUGUGGAGAUCCUUAUCCUGGAUGCCAAUGACAAUGCACCCCGAUUCCUUCGUGACCGUUAUCAGGGUGCUGUUUUUGAGGAUGUGCCACUCUCUACCAGUGUCCUUCAGGUGUCUGCUACUGAUCGUGAUUCGGGCCAAAAUGGUCGCCUCCUUUAUACCUUCCAAGGUGGUGAUGAUGGUGAUGGAGAUUUUUACAUUGAGGCCACAUCAGGGGUGAUACGGACGCUGCGUAAGCUGGAUCGUGAAAACGUGGCCGUUUACAGCCUGCGGGCUUUUGCUGUGGACAGGGGAGUUCCACCCCUCAAAGCCUCUGUGGAUAUCCAGGUCACAGUGCUAGAUAUCAAUGAUAACCCACCUGUUUUUGAGCAGGAUGAAUUUGACAUCUUUGUGAAGGAAAACAGCCCUGUUGGUUCCAUUGUGACCCGCAUCAGUGCCGUAGACCCAGAUGAGGGAACUAAUGCGCAGAUCAUGUAUCAGAUUGUGGAGGGGAACAUCCCUGAAGUCUUUCAGCUUGACCUCCUCAAUGGGGACCUCACAGCCCUGAUGGAUCUGGAUUAUGAAAGCCAGACAGAAUAUGUGAUCGUGGUGCAAGCUACCUCAGCCCCUCUUGUUAGUCGAGCCACUGUCCACAUACGUCUCCUAGAUCAGAAUGACAAUGCUCCUGUGCUACAAGACUUCCAGAUCCUUUUCAACAAUUAUGUCACCAACAAAUCCAAUAGUUUCCCUUCUGGAGUGAUUGGCAAGAUCCCUGCCCAUGAUCCUGAUAUAUCUGACAGACUUAACUACACUUUCAUCAGGGGCAAUGAGUUAAACCUGCUGCUUUUGGAUUCCUCUACUGGAGAGCUCAAGCUAAGCCGGGAUCUGGACAACAACAGACCUUUGGAAGCCAUCAUGGAAGUCUCCGUUUCAGAGAAAUGUACCAUAUUUUCCAGCUUUGGUACAGAUGACCAGAAACCCAAAUUCAGAAGGCUAACAUGCCACCUCAAGUACAACGAGGUCACCGACGCCGGCAAGAGACGAGCGCUGCUCCUAAGCUCCUGCGGAGUGACGACGGUCCGCCUCGCCAAAAGUCUCCUCGCACCCCGGUCCAUCCUGGAGUGCACCUACGAGGAGAUCAUCGAUGCCCUCACCCGGUACCUCACGCCGCGGCCGACAACGCUCGCCAGGCGGCUGGCUUUCCAGAGCCGCACACAGAAACCGGGCGAGUCGGACGCAGCCUUUAUGGCCGCCCUGCGCCUGCUGGCUAUGGACUGCUCCUUCACCAAGGUGGAGGAGAACCUGCUGACCCAGUUCGCGUGGGGCCUCAGCGACCUCAAACUGCGGAGGAAGAUGGUCGGGACCGCCGACAUCAAGCUAGAGGCGGCCCUACAACUUGCCAUCGCGCACGAGGACUCCCAUCGCCAAUCUUACGCAGUGCAUCAAGUCCUCCCUGAUGGAGACACCGAGGACUCCGAGGAAGAAGACGUCCGCCUUGUCCGACAGCUGCAACGCCACCAGCCACCGGCCCCAGGCAACCCCGGACACAAGCCCGCCGGCCGCUCCACAUGUGCCAGCUGCGGCGAGGAACACGAGUGCCGGGCCUGCAGGUUCCGCGACGCAACGUGCCACACUUGCGGGAAGCAGGGACACCUCGCACGCGUCUGCCGGUCCAAAGGAACCAGGCGCCAACAAGCCCGGCUCAACACCGCCGUCAGUCUGCCGCCACGCACGGGACAUCCGCAGAGGCAUCCGAGCUCUACCUCCUCACGGAGCAACCAUCGCAACAGCUGUGCCCUGGGGGCCCCCCGAUUACGCCCGUCACACCUGAGCCUGGUGGACUUUCAAAGAAACCCGGUUCCCAUCAGGGGGGUGCGGACUUUCAGGGUGAAGUUUAGAGGAUUUUCGGGACCUUUGGACCUGGUGGUGGUUGAGGGAAACCUGGUCAGCCUACUGGGCAGGGCCUGGUUUGAACCGCUGGGCAUCACGGUCGGAGUCAAGGGGAUACACAGCUGUGCCCCAAGAGACUAUAGUGACAUUUGUAACGAGUUCCCGGCCGUGUUCGAUGGGGCCCUGGGAUGCUACAAAGGACCCCCGGUCUCCCUACAACUGGACCCCUCAGUUGCCCCCAUCCGCUUGCGUUACCGCACGGCUCCCAUCUCCAUUCAGCCAAAGAUAGACGUGGAGCUGGAUAAGUUGGUGGCGCAGGGGGUCCUGGAGCCCAUCCCACACGCAACUCACGUCCUGGCCACGCUGGCGGGAGCAUCCAUAUUUGGGAAGCUGGACUUAGCUCAGGCAUACCAGCAACUGCCGGUCAACGAGGCCACCGCCACGGCGCAGACAAUAGUCACCCACAGGGGGGCGUUCAGGGUGAAGAGGUUGCAAUUCGGGCCGUAUGAAAUAGUCAAGGGUGAGAGAGAAAGACUGGCCCAAGAUCCCAGUGAGUUUCAUGGAUCAGUGGGAAUUUAA
Messenger RNA from Gekko japonicus, 5133 nucleotides. RefSeq names its product cadherin EGF LAG seven-pass G-type receptor 1-like. Gene Ontology annotation, cellular component: plasma membrane. Gene Ontology annotation, biological process: homophilic cell-cell adhesion. The record is from RefSeq and is a predicted model, not a curated record. The transcript has 6 exons. Gene Ontology annotation, molecular function: zinc ion binding; nucleic acid binding; calcium ion binding. Lineage: Eukaryota; Metazoa; Chordata; Lepidosauria; Squamata; Gekkonidae. Bases 1 to 5133 code for a protein of 1710 amino acids.